Messenger RNA from Rubroshorea leprosula, 505 nucleotides. Lineage: Eukaryota; Viridiplantae; Streptophyta; Magnoliopsida; Malvales; Dipterocarpaceae. The record is from the annotation of a GenBank genome assembly.
UGCACAAAACAUUUGAGAUCUUCAGGCACAUCUAAUUAACACUUCCUUUGUCUCUUAAUUCCUGUUCUUUCAAUUCAAUUCACCAAUGGCCCAAGCUUGCAUCUCCAAGGCAGUUAUGUUCUUUUUUGUUGUUGUCCUCGCGGUGGUUGCCUCUGUGUCAGCUCAGGCUCAAGCUCCUGCACCGUCAAUGGACCCCGGAGCUGCCUCCUCUAUGCCGGUUUCCGGAAGUAUUCUGGCUUUCUCUCUUGUCAUUUCUCUUCUUGCUCUUUUGAAGCAGUGAAAUGUUGAUGUGUUUUGGAGGGUGGCUGCAGAGUGCCCUGUUUUGGGCAUUUUGUGAUAUAGAUUAUGGUAAUUGCAUUGUAUGAAUUCAUUGUUUUAUUGUAUUUAAAAAAAUUUGAUUUAUGUAAUGAAUAAUGUUCAUUGUUUACAUAAAUACUGUUUGUAUUUGUUACUUUGGUUUUGUAUAUUUUGUUACCCAAUAUGAAAAUAAAAUUCUUUGGUAACC